AUGAAGGUUUAUCAGAGCGUCCUGCUACUCUUCUGCUGCCAGUUCCUUCAAACUCUGGCUUUAGAGUGCUCUGUGAUGAGUGGUAACCUGAAGCAGAUAGACGCUGGCUCUGGCUCAGUGGUUGGAGUGAACAAUCUUAAUGAAGUGUUCGUUCUGAUUGAUAAUGUCUUCACAAAGAUCAGCGGGUCUCUAAAGCACUUCAGUGUUGGUCCUGCUGGUCAGCUGGGGGUUAACAAAGCAAACAACAUCUUUAAGAUUCAGAGCGGCAGUUUCAUUCAGUUUCCAGGGCUUCUCAAACAGGUGGAUGCUGGAGGUGAUCAGAUCAUUGCAGGUGUCAAUAUGAAUGAUGACAUAUUCUGUUUAAAUAUGGAUGCUAACAACAAAUGGCCAUCCAGUACCACUCCUUGGGUUCAACUUAAUGGAAAGCUUAAGUACUACAGCUGUGGUCCGUACAGCUGUUGGGGAGUGAACCGCAAUGACCAAAUCUACAUCAUGAAGGAUGUGUCUAGUAAUGCCUGUCCUGGGUCCAACAGCUUUAAGAACAUUCCUGGAUUUCUAUCCAUGAUUGAAGUAGCCACUGAUGGCAGCGUCUUUGGUGUCAACUAUCAAGGGAACUUAUACCAAAGAACUGAAGUCACUCGCUCCGAUCCCGAAGGCACAGACUGGAUCUCAAUGGUUGCCUGUCCCAAUGGUCACAAGCAUGUGAGCUUUGACCUGGGAGUGCUGUGGGUCGUGUGUGUUGACGGCUCCAUUCGUAAAUGUACUUUGUAAUCUGUCACUGCAGCAACAGAGGCUCAAUCAUUGACCCUUUAAACCUGGGGACACCCCAGGUUUAUGCUUCAAAAUGUAAUUACUAAGCAACCCCUGAAUGGAAUAACAUAAAUUAGGUAUCAUUUUAAAGUUUAGAAUAAUUUCGAUCAACGAGCGCUGAGCAGUCCCUCUAAAACAAAGUGUACUGCAGGUGGGACGCCCCCCUCCGCAAAAAUAUUACUAAUUAUAUUUUCAAACCACUGCUUUGAUCAACAAAAAAUGGAAUUUCUCAAUUUCAAACUCAAAUGUUUCGUUUUUUCAGCUAUUUCUCAGCAGGAGAAUGUCCAAAUGAAUUAUUUUUCCCCACUGAAUGUACAGAAAGUUUUCUAUCAAAUGAUACCAACCUUUUGACUCUCCUGGCAAGUCUUUGAGUUAUGAGUCAUUAUUUUUGUGCAUGACAUUCAUUAAAAAACAUCAACUUCUGUGAGGGAAAAUGGCCUCAGGGCUUAAAGGGUUAAGAAAGCAUGCAUUGUCUGUAAACUGAAAUAAAGUUUUAAUUGUUGUUCAACAGA
Messenger RNA from Carassius auratus (goldfish), 1322 nucleotides. RefSeq names its product fish-egg lectin-like. The record is from RefSeq and is a predicted model, not a curated record. The transcript is spliced from 5 exons. Lineage: Eukaryota; Metazoa; Chordata; Actinopteri; Cypriniformes; Cyprinidae. The coding region runs from base 1 to 771 and encodes 256 amino acids.